GCCUACUUUAGUUCCUUCUGCAAGAGCUCAGAAUCACAAUAAGGAAACUAACCCCAAAGAUGAGCUUCGCAUGUAAGGUCUUAGCCAGCUUCCUUCUGAUUUUCAUCUUUUCUACCAAAGGUACAGCUCCAAAGCACAUCACUAUCCUGGGAGCCCUGGAUCACGACAUCGACCUGAACAUCCCUAGUUUUCAAAUGAAUGAUGCUAUAGAGCACAUACAAUGGAACAAAAACGAAAUGAGGAUUGUACAGUACCAGCAGGGCAAGAUACAUGACGAGCAAAAGGAAACAUACCAACUCUUCCUAAAUGGAACUCUGAAAAUUAAACGUCUGAACAGAAGUGACACCGGUACCUACAAGGUCAUCAUAUAUGAUAAGGAUGGGAAAAAUGUGUUGGAGGAAACAUUUAUUUUGAAGGUUCUAGAGAAGGUCUCUACACCUGUGAUUUCCUGGAAUUGUAUCAACAAAACCCUGACCUGUGAGGUAACGAGAGGAACCGACCUUAAAUUAAGACUGUAUUACAAUGGACGCAGUGUCGGAGAAGGUCAAAAGGUCAUCACACACAAGUGGAAUGCCAACCCGAACGGAUCAUUCACGUGCACAGCAAAUAACACCGUCAGUGAAGAAACCAAAACGGCGGUCAUCGAGUGUCCAGGGAAAGGUCUGGAUAUCAUCCUCAUCCUUAGCAUUUGUGGAGGAGGCCUCAUGUUCCUCAUCUUUGUGGCGCUGCUCAUUGUCUACAUCAGCAAGAGGAAAAAACAGCACCGAAGGAGAAACGAUGAAGAACUGGAGGUCAGAGCACAUAGAAAAAUCUCUGAAGAGGGGGGCCGGAAGCUCCAACCAGUCCCAGGCUCAGCUCCUCAAAAUCCAGCUGCGUCCCAACCUCCUCCACCACCUAGUCAUCGUCCCCAGGUGCCUGGUCAUCGUCCCCCACCUUCUGGCCACCGUGUCCAACAGCAGCACAAGAACCAGAAGCAGAGGAGGCCUCUUCCCUCCCCGGGUACACAAGUUCACCAGCAGAAAGGCCCUCCCCUCCCCAGGCCUCGAGUUCAACCGAAAUUUCCCCGUGUGGCCACAGAAAACUCCUAACUGUCUCCUGGCACAGUUGUCCCCUGUCUCAGAAAGUCACCGUGGAAUUCCUGCACUCUGGUGCGCAUGCCCGCACUAACGUCAAGUGCAUCCUACAUGUAGAACAUUAUCGUGUCCCGAGCUCGUGGGCCACAGCCACCCCUGCGGCCACGUGGUCUCACACCUGGAGUCCCUGGCCUCCUCCUAGAGCUCCACCACACCAGGAAGGGGAAGACAAUAAAAGUGCAAUCGUUAGGAUGAUGGGUGACCGAGGUCUCUUCGUCUCCCUGUGCGACAUCCGGCAGUCACUGUGCCCGUACUCGCCGUAAGCCGCCUGCCUGCUCGACAUUCUUGGGUGUCUUACGUGCCUGGUGGACACUUGCCCACCAUCCUGGGAGGAGACCUUAAAUAAAAGCUUGACUUGACCCCAGUGUCUACUCAUUAUAGAAAGGA
Messenger RNA from Pteropus alecto (black flying fox), 1520 nucleotides. It is a transcript of the gene CD2, whose product is annotated as CD2 molecule. Gene Ontology annotation, molecular function: signaling receptor binding. Lineage: Eukaryota; Metazoa; Chordata; Mammalia; Chiroptera; Pteropodidae. The transcript is spliced from 5 exons. The coding region runs from base 60 to 1088 and encodes 342 amino acids. The record is from RefSeq and is a predicted model, not a curated record. Gene Ontology annotation, biological process: cell-cell adhesion; positive regulation of type II interferon production. Gene Ontology annotation, cellular component: membrane.